GCGCCGCCGCUCGCUCCACGUGAGGGCCGGCAGGGGGGGAACAUCCGGGUCCCGGACCGGUGGCGGCUGCUGCGGGAGGCGAGGGCGAUGCCCCGGGCCAGAGGCAAGGCGGCGGCGGGCGGCGAGGAGUGGGUGGAUGGCGACGAGCCGCCUGCACCCGCUCCCGAAGUCCUGAAAAAAGGAAAAAAAGACAAGAAGGCCAAGAAGUCGUUCUUUGAAGAGCUGGCGGCAGAUGAUAAGCAAGUGAAAACAGAAGAGCCCGUCAUCAUAGAGCAGCAGCAACAAAAGAAAAAGCGUGACAAAAAGAAAGAACGGAGCAAGAAGAAAAAGGAUGAAGAUGAUGACAGUGCAGUGACUGAGAAACUGAAUAAGCUCUCGGUGCAGGCCAGUGAUAAUGAGGAGGAGGAAGAAGUGAUAAAACCAAAACGAGGAUGCAAAAAGAUGGGUGGCAAUGCCUUUGCAGCUCUUAGUCUUGAACAGAGUGACGACGAUGAAGACGAGGAUGAAGGAGAGACGCAGCUCACCAAGAAAGACAAAAAUCAGAAAAAUAAGCCCAUGCCUGAGGAAGAUGACCAGAAGCAAAGUAUUAAAGGCAAGAAAAAUGAACGAGGAAAAGCAAAAGAGCAAAAGGUACCAUCAGAAGACGAGGACAAAGAUAAAUCAAGCAAGAAGAGCAAAAAAACUGAGAAAGCAAAACAAAAGGCACUCUCUGACGAUGAUGAAGAUGAGGAUGACAAGUCAACUAAAAAGGGAAAACACUCUAAAACCAAAGGAAAGCAAAAGGGUGGCAGUGCCAUUGCUACGAAGCAGAUUGACGGAGAAGGAGGAAUGAAUAAAGAAGAAUCAAAGCCACAGGGAGGGAAAGGAAAGCCUGCAAAUUCCUUUGGUGCCUUGGAUAUGGAGGAUGAUGAAGAGGAGCUGGAAGAGGAUGAAGAGGAGGGUCAUAAAGGCAAAGCAAAAGUUAAGAAUGAAGAUGAUGAGGAAGACGUGGAGGAGGAUGAAAAGGGAGCAAAGGAAAAGGUGGCAGAUGACAAAUAUGCUAAUUUAAGCAAGAAAGAAAAAAAGAAAUUGAAGAAACAGAUGGAAUUUCAGCGGCAAGUGGACACACUGAAAGCUUCAAAUGAUGCUGAGGGUGACUUCUCUGUGUCACAAGCUGAGCAAUCAUCAAGACAAGCCAUGCUGGAGAAUGCAUCAGAUAUUAAGCUGGAGAGGUUCAGCAUCUCAGCUCAUGGGAAAGAACUGUUCAUCAAUGCUGACUUGUACAUUGUAGCUGGAAGGAGAUAUGGUCUGGUUGGACCUAACGGUAAGGGCAAGACAACACUGCUGAAGCACAUCCAGAAUAGAGUGCUGAACAUCCCUCCCAACAUUGACGUGCUCCUCUGUGAGCAAGAGGUGAAGGCCGAUGACACAGCAGCAGUCGAUGCCGUCCUGAAAGCUGAUACAAAGAGGCUAAAGCUUCUGGAAGAAGAGCGACAGCUCCAGACUCUCUUGGAGAAAGGCGAUGACCGCGCUGGUGAAAGGCUGCAGAAGGUGUACGAGGAGCUGCGUGCUACCGGUGCUGCUGCUGCAGAAGCCAAAGCCCGCCGUAUCCUGGCUGGUUUGGGUUUCACUCCUGAGAUGCAGAAUCGCCCCACCAAGAAAUUCUCUGGAGGCUGGAGAAUGCGAGUCUCACUGGCUAGAGCCUUGUUCAUGGAGCCCACAUUACUGAUGUUGGACGAGCCCACAAACCAUCUGGACCUUAAUGCAGUCAUCUGGCUUAACAACUAUCUGCAAACUUGGAAGAAGACGCUGCUCAUCGUGUCCCACGACCAGGGCUUCCUGGAUGACGUCUGCACGGAUGUCAUUCACCUGGACAUGCAGAAGCUCUUUUACUACAGGGGGAACUACAAUACCUUUAAGAAGAUGUACCAGCAGAAACAGAAAGAACAGCUGAAACUCUACGAGAAACAAGAGAAGAGACUUAAAGAUCUAAAGGCAGGCGGCAAGUCGACCAAGCAAGCAGAAAAACAGACCAAGGAGGCACUAACACGCAAACAGCAGAAAUGCCGGAAAAAGAACAUGGACGAGGAGUCGAACGAAGCCCCCGAGCUUCUGAAAAGGCCUCGGGAAUACACAGUGAAGUUUACGUUCCCGAAUCCACCUCCGCUGAGCCCCCCUAUCCUGGGACUUCAUGCUGUUGAUUUUGCAUACGAAAACCAGAAGCCGAUUUUCAAGAACCUGGACUUUGGUAUCGACAUGGAUUCCAGAAUUUGUAUUGUGGGACCCAACGGAGUCGGGAAGAGUACGCUGCUGUUGCUGCUCAGCGGAAAGUUGAACCCUACCAUGGGUGAACAAAGGAAAAAUCACAGACUGAAAAUAGGAUUCUUCAAUCAGCAGUACGCUGACCAGCUUAACAUGGAGGAGACAGCAACGGAGUACCUCAUGAGAAACUUCAACCUGGCGUACCAGGACGCACGGAAAUGUCUCGGGCGCUUUGGCCUGGAGAGCCACGCCCACACCAUCCAGAUCAGCAAGCUCUCUGGUGGUCAGAAAGCGAGAGUGGUGUUUGCAGAGCUGGCCUGUCGACAGCCCGACGUCCUCAUUCUCGAUGAACCUACAAACAAUCUGGACAUAGAAUCCAUUGAUGCUUUGGCUGAUGCGAUUAACGUCUACAAAGGAGCUGUGCUCAUUGUGAGCCACGAUGCCCGGCUGAUCACCGAGACCAAUUGCCAGCUGUGGGUGGUGGAGGAACAGACCAUCAACCAGAUCGACGGCAACUUUGACGACUACAAGCGGGAGGUGCUGGAGGCGCUGGGAGAGACCAUUAACCGCAAGCAGCAGAAGGACUGAGACCGCAGUGCCGGCUGGAUGGAGAACCCUGCGGCCAACGUGGAAAUUCAAGUGAACCGUGGCACCAAUCGAAAUCAACUGCAGCAGGAUGUGCAGGGACCUCGCACUGCGGCGCAGAAAUUUAACAGUGGCAAACUGCGGCUGUGUGCCCAAUGUCCACAUUUGUACUUAAAAUGCCAAACAAGGGAGAAUUUUAUGAUCUAUAAAUAUUUUUUUGUCGGAGUGGAGAGUGCCUUUGGGUAAAAGGGGAAAGAGAUGGUUUGGAAAUGUGAAUUAAAAUAGUGCUGGGCAAGAGCAGCUCAAUCAGCAAGUGAAUGGAGGAGAGAUGGAUUGAACAUGCUGUGGGCCCUUCAAGACCAGUUCCAAUUUUUUCUUUACAGACACUGAUGUAAUUGGUGUGCAUUUCAGGCGGUUUCAGUUGUUUUAGUGUAGAGACCCACUGGAGUUUCCGUUUAAAAGCAGGUUCCUUGACUGUGGUGGAUCUUUUUCGGUCAAGUGUGGGCAAGGAGAGCUCUCCCUGACUGUUCGAUCUGAACCUUGCAAUGCCUUUUAGAUAUGACUUCAAGGAGCACUGCCAGAUCGAGCUGCAUUGUCACAGGGUUUUGUGGCAGGGUUCAUCCUGGUGGGCUGCGUUUUCAGAUGCGUUGAGCAGAAGGUGAAAGGGGUACCAAAAGCUCUCCUGAGGCUGUGGCACCAGUAAAGUCUUCUGCUUCGCCAAACUUUCCAGGUUUAACAUCAAGUCAGCCAAAAUUGGGAUGAACUCAAGUGGUGCACAAAAUCUGUUGCAAUGAAAUUUAGGAAAUCCAGCCAGAAAAGGGAGAUGACUCCCUGGUGGAAUCAUCCAAAACCCUAAAAGCUUGCCCAGAUUUAGUACAUUUGCAAAUUACCUUCACUGGGGUCUCAGAAGGAUAGAUUGGCACUGGUUUGCUCGUGUAGGAAAUCUACAUGAUGCUCAAACUGGCCAGAAACGCUUGGUGUGUUGUAGAUUCUCUCUGCCUGGGGUGGCUGCCACCAGAGGGAGGGAGAAGUGAGGCAGAGUACAUGAAGCAGUGAUGUUCUGCUCUCUGCACAGAGCACACUGGAGGUGGAAUGGGACUUGUGCGCUGCAGGUCACCGUGUCUGAUAUCACAAGGGAGCAUGAUUAGCCCUGCCUAAAAUCUGAUGUGUUUGAAAUCUGCGGCCCCUCAGUCAGAUCUGCAUUUGCACAGUGAACGUUUCUUUAUUUUUCCAUGACCAAGGAUUGUUCCAUUUGGCACAGGAUUAGUGUGAAUGCAAAGUGGAAACAAGCAUUCGAUAAAUUUUCUUCCUUUGACUGCUUUUUAAUCAGAUUGCAAACAUGCCACAAAAAAAUUUAAAUAGUAGUGUAUAAAUAAAAUUUACACUGGA
Messenger RNA from Pristis pectinata (smalltooth sawfish), 4215 nucleotides. It is a transcript of the gene abcf1, whose product is annotated as ATP-binding cassette, sub-family F (GCN20), member 1. Gene Ontology annotation, molecular function: ATP binding; ATP hydrolysis activity. The transcript is spliced from 28 exons. Lineage: Eukaryota; Metazoa; Chordata; Chondrichthyes; Rhinopristiformes; Pristidae. Bases 88 to 2829 code for a protein of 913 amino acids. The record is from RefSeq and is a predicted model, not a curated record.